Messenger RNA from Styela clava, 1343 nucleotides. Lineage: Eukaryota; Metazoa; Chordata; Ascidiacea; Stolidobranchia; Styelidae. The record is from RefSeq and is a predicted model, not a curated record.
GAGUUUGAUAAAUGCAACAGAGAACAUCUAGCAUAUUCUACUGGUUAUGGUCAAGAAAUACCCAACAAAAACUACACUGACACAAAGUUUUUGAACACAAAAAAUGGAUCUGUAAUGUUGUCCGAAAGUGCAGAUUGUAACAGGAAUGAAAUGCUUUUUGUCAAUGCAAGUCUUACGCAAAAUCCACUAUCCAAACCAAAGCAAGAUCAAAGUAAAAAUAACUUCACAUUUUUGAAUGAUAUCAUGGUGGGAGGUUAUGGCAUAGGAUACGAGCCUGAUCUUGAAGGAAAUGAACAGGAUUCAACAAAGGGUCGAAUAUUUAGCCACGAACAAGCAAAUGACAUGGAAUGUGAAUCUGCAACAAGUUCUUCAUCUCUUCUAAAUGACUGGUUGGUGGAAGCCAGCCAGAUGGAAGCCCAUGAUAUUGAAUUAUUGCAGCAUGAAUUAGAACUUGGAUCACCAAUGUGCAUUGAUGACUGUGAUUGUAAGCCUGACUGAAUUAUAUUUUGAGGAGCUCCAGAAGUAUGUACACCAAGAUGACACAAAACCUGAACAUAGUAUGUGUACCAGGUCAGGGUUCAGGUUGUGUGCCAUCUUGGUACACAUACUUCGAGAGCGCCUAUUUUACAACUGAUAAUGCAAGUAUUAUUUUUUCAUUGUGAAACGAACUGCCAAUUGAUGGUAUGCAUUCUGUGUUCAUAGGUGCUUUUGAUUUGUGAAAAGUUUACUGAGAAUGUGUCAUUUUUAUUCUUCUUACAUUGUUGCAAAUAUAUCAUGGUUUGGUUGCCAGUGGCCUUAAAACUAAAAUUGUGAGUGAAUUUUGUUUAAAUGUUGUUAAGAUAAUCAGAUUACAUUUGUUCUAACAUUUGACUUUUAUAAAAGCACUUAAGGCAAACUUUUUAUGCUCCAUGAAUAUUUACUAUGCUAUUGUCUUUUAAAGUUACACUUUAUUCAGAAAUCAAAUUUUAUAAGGGUUUUGUACUAGUAAUGCUUUAAAAUUGGGAAUGACAACGCCUUGUUUUGGAACAAUUGUGCAAUUUAUGCUUUUUCUCACUCCUGGUAUCCUUUAAACUGUAGUUUAUAUUUUAAUAAUAAUUAAUGAAUUAAUUGCAUUGUAUUUUUAUGCCAACAUACAUACGUUUUUAUGUGCUGCCUUACAAUCUUAUUAUUAAUUUUUUCCAUUUUUAUAAUUUUUUUUAUUGCAUUGUUGAAUAUGAUGAGCUGCAUUAGCCUCUGAUUUCAAGUCAAUAAACAUAUUCUUAUACUCACCUCUUGUCCUGUUGUGUCCUAUUAAUUGAGCGACCCUGGCGAUUCUUUCUAAUAAUACAAUGACUAAAAUCUCA